Molecule: messenger RNA, 5389 nt
Organism: Xiphophorus couchianus (Monterrey platyfish)
Lineage: Eukaryota; Metazoa; Chordata; Actinopteri; Cyprinodontiformes; Poeciliidae
Gene: sowahb
Product: sosondowah ankyrin repeat domain family member B
Exons: 5
Coding region: 150-4334 (1394 amino acids)
Molecular function (GO): protein binding
Source: RefSeq, a predicted model, not a curated record
GCAGGUGAACAUAUUGGACAUCCGGGUCACCUGCUGGAACGCAGCAGGUGAGUUUGGGGUUAAAUACCUGCGGUGGGCGGGGCUUAGUUGGGCUGACAGAAACUACUGCCCGACCUUUGAGACGGAUCAGAACCUGGACGGAACCCAGCAUGGCCACAGACUUCACUCAGGACGCGGUUCUGGUUUUCCUGCAGCGCUGCGGCGGCUCGGCGAGAAACACCGAACUGCUGGCCCACUUCGUGUCCUACCUGCGGGAAAAUCCGGACAACGUCGGGAACCGAGAUCUCUUCAAGAGUUUCGUCAACUCCGUGGCAACCGUGUCGAAGAUCGACGGGGUGUCUACCGUGAUCCUCCGGAAGAAGUACAGAGGAUAUGUUUCUGGUGACGGUUCGGGCAGAGACUCCGCCGAACCGGGUCCGGUCGGAGCCAGCUUGUCACCGGCGGUAAGCCUCGCCCCUCCGGGAGACACCGAGAGGAAUCCCGCCCUGCCUGCGGCUGGGAUCGUGGUGGAGAGCGGCGCCAGGCUGAAAUACGGAGAAAACCCGAGUCCAGAACCCGUCCAGGUACGAAACCGGGUCCCAGAACUUUCAGAGAUUCCUUAUCAGAGCAAAACAGAGGAACAGAACAGGCUGGUUUCUGCUGCUGGUGCUCCAGCUGUGAGACAUCAGGACUACAUCCCUGAGCCAAUCAGAUGGCAGGAAAUGCCUCAAGAAAGUUUUAUUCCAGCCUCCACCAGGAGACAGGAAGGCCCCCAUCAGGACCGCUUUCCAGAACCGAUCAGAGGACAGGGCUAUGGACCUAAUGGAGGACAUGUUGUCAACCACCAGGGCUACACACCUAGACCUACUGGAAGGCAUGAAGUCCCUCAACAGGACUUCCCCCAUAUGCCCUCCAGAAGAGUGGACAAACCACAUCAGGGAACCGUUCCUGAACCCGUCAGAGGACACAUCGUCGGCCGUCAGGACCAUGCCCCAGACCCCGGUGAAAGGUGGGAUCCCCCAAAUCAGGAAACCGUCUCGGAACCCAAUAAAGGACGUAUCGUCAGCCGUCAGGACCAUGUUCCAGAACCCAUCAGAGGACAGAAGACCUCUCAUCAGAAACGCAUUGCUGAACCCUUCAGAGGACAUGUUGGUAACCGUCAGGACCUCUUUCCAGGACCCGUUAGGGGACAGCAGGUCCUUCAUCAAAGUCCAUUCCCAGCCCCCAACAGAAGAUGGGAUGCCCCACAUCACGAUCCAAGAGGAUAUGUGAUUAGCCAUGUCCCAGAACCCAACAGAGGACAGAAUGUUUUUUAUCAGGACCCCAACAGAGAUCCUCUGAGAGGUUCUCAACCACCCACAUCUCAACCACCAAGAGGACAGCAGAGCUUUUAUCAGGUCCCUCAAAAUGCAGAACACCUCAGGGGAUGGGAGGUUCCUUAUCAGGAUCCCAUUCCUGAAUACCUCAGUGGACAGCAGGUCCCCCAGAAUCUAGAGCCUCUCAGGGGACAACGGAUUCCUUAUCAGAUCCCUCAAAAUCCAGAACCUCUCGGGGGACAAUGGAUUCCUUAUCAGGUCUCGCAGAUACCAGAACGCUUCAGGGGACAGGAGAUUUCUUAUGAAGACCCUGUCCCAGAAGCCUUCAGAGGUCAGAAUGUCUAUUAUCAAGAUCCCAUUCCAGAAUACCUCAGUGGACAUCAGGUCCCCCAGAAUCUAGAACCUCUUAGGGGACAGCAAGUCCCCCAGAAUCUAGAACCUCUUAGGGGACAGCAGGUCCCCCAGAAUCUAGAACUUCUUAGGGGACAGAAGGUCCCCCAGAAUCUAGAACCUCUUAGGGGACAGCAGGUCCCCCAGAAUCUAGAACCUCUUAGGGGACAGCAGAUGUCUUAUGACCCUGUUCCAGAACAUAUCAGAGGACAGGAAAUCUAUUUUCCAGACUCCAUUCCAGAUUUACACAGAGAACAGAAGAUUCCUUAUCAGGAUCCAAUACCUGAAUACUUCAGUGGUCAGCAAAUCCCCCAGAAUCCAGAACGUCUUUUGACAGCAGGUCCCCCUGAACCUGAGAGGAAUAUAGAACCUCUCAGAAGACAGCAAGUCCACCAGAAUCUAGAACCUCCUAAUGGACAGGAGGUACCCCAGAAUCCAGAACUACAUAGGGUACAUCAGAAGAAUCCAGAACCUCUUAAGGGACAUUGGAACCCAAAGAGUCCAGAACUACAUAGGGUACACGAGAAGAACCCAAAACCUCUCCAGAGACAGCAGGUCCCCCAAAAUCUGGAAUCUCUCCACAGACAGCAGGUCCCCCAGAGUCAAGAACCUCUUAAGGGACAGUGGAACCCAAAGAGUCCAGAGCUACAUAGGGAACACGCGAAGAACCCAGAACCUCUCCAGGGACAGCAGGUCCUCCAGAAUCUAGAACCUCACAAGGGACAGCAUAUCUCCCAGAGUCCAGAACUAUGUAAAGUACAUCAGAAAAACCUAGAACCUCCUAAGGAACAGCAGGUUCCCAAGAGUCCAGAGCUACAUAGGGAACAGAAAAUCUCCUUCCUGGAUCUGGUUCCUGAAUCAGAUCCUGGACAGCAGAGUCCUCCUCAGGACCCAGAACCCGUUGGAGGACCUGAACCCGCUCCUCAGCUCCAUCAGGCUCCGGCUCGCCGCCUCAGACACAGGCAGAGCUACAGAUCAGCUGUUUCUCAGGAUGACGACAAAGAGGAGGAGGAUGUCCAGAUCAGACGUGGCUCAGCAGGAGGUCCGUGGCCCCUGAACGUCCCUCUCAGUGAUGUGGCGAGGGCCAUGUCUGCCUCCUCACCGUGCGUCAUAGAGUCCCAGGCUCCUCCCUCCUCCUCCUCAGGGAAUAAGGUUCCUCAGAUCUACAUCCAGAACUCGGAUGUUGAAGUUCCGGCAUCUCGAUCCCACUCAGAGUCCGGGUCCAGACCAGAACCUGGACCUGUCCCUGUGGAGUCCAUGAGACGCAGUCUGCCUCUAGAAGCAGAGUUCAACACCGAACGCCUCCAUGACAAACGUGCUGCUCGGACCUCUGAACCAAUCAGGCCCAAUCAGAACCAGAGGCUGUCGUCCAGUCAGAGCGACAUCUUCGACCCGCCGUCAGACGUGAGAUCCUCCGUCAGCGACUGGCCUCCGUCUGGGUCCUCCAGAACCCAGACUGGUUCUGGAGCAGAUGAACCUGCGGUUUCGUCGACGUCGCUGGAGGUUCUGCAGGAGUCCAACAGAACCAUGCUGGAACCUCCGGCCCGUCGCUCCAUCCUGAAAAUGUCGUUCCACCAGUCGAUGGGGAAUCUCUGCGACGAUGAUUCGCCUCCCAGCAGAAAGUUGUACCUGUCCAGCGACCAUCUGAAUGACCACCAGCAGUACGCGUCCAGAGGAUCGUCCCUGAACCAGUCCACAGAUGAACUCUAUGAUGAUAUGAAGUCGAGCAAAACCUCCAUCGACUCGCCUCAUGUGAAGCUUCGCUCGGCGGCGGCUCGGCGGAUGAGCAGCCGACUGAGGAACCGGAUUUGCCGCAGCUUGGGAACCGACCUGGACCAGGAGGAACCCGGUGGAGGACCGGAGGACGCCAGACUGGAACGGCUGCACCGGAUCUCAUCCUCGCUGAGUCUUCCCCACCACCUGUCGUCCUCGUCGCUGUCGUCCUCCACCACGCCGCCGCGAUGCCCCAGCCCCAUCGCCUCAGAGGGCGGGAGGAAGGAAUCCAGGAAGAGCCUUCACUCUCACAACGCCAGACAGUCUGCGAUUCCUCUGGAGGCCCAGGAGCACGACUGGAUGGUGAAGGCAGCGGCGGGUGCCUGGCCGGACGUCUAUGCUCUGUUCAGGUCCGACUCCUCGCUUCUCAACCGGCAGGACUUCAUCUCCGGCUUCACGGUUCUGCACUGGAUGGCAAAACAUGGCGACCACCGAGUCAUCAACACCCUGAGCUACGGGGUGGAGCAGAAAGGCCUGAGCUUCGAUGUGAACGCCAAGUCGACGGCGGGUCAGACGCCGCUCCACAUCGCCGCCAUGCACGGCCACAAAAACGUCAUCCGGCUGCUGGUGAAGAAGCUGGAAGCCGACGUGAAGCUGAGGGACGUGGCGGGGAAGAAGGCCUGGCAGUACCUGAGCGACCGAUCCCCGGACAUCCUGGAGCUGCUGGCGGCGCCGCCCAAAGCCGCGCUGACCCGCGGCGCCGAGAACGCCGAUCCGGGCUUGAAGCCGCCCAAGCAGCAGCGGAACCGCCUGCGCCACCACUUCUCCUCGGCCUCCUCCGGCCAGAGGCCGCAGACGCUGGCCGGCAUGGUGAAGGUCAACAGGUCGACGUCCAUCGCCGCGCUGCUGAAGCCCAAACCUCUGCAGCGGUUUUAGCAGAACCAGAACCGGUUUGCUGAACCGCCCUGCUGUUACAGACGUGUUCCUGCCUGCAUCCCUUCACUCUGAACAGGCAGAACUUUUAGUUUGACUGUUUUUAAUCUGGGUUAGCAGUUUAUACAUCAAGUCUCUAAAAACAUCUGUUGAUGUUUGGGUUUUAUUCAAGUUGUGCUCUAAUCACUGGAAACAUGACAAUAAACGACUAAAAUCCAAUUAAACAUUUGAUUCCAGAAAACUGACGAUUAAACGCAGGAAAAGACAUGAAAGAGUUUCUGCUAUAAAAUUAUGAAUAAUAUACAUUAAAGAAACAGAUCAAAUUUAUUAUUAGCAUAUUAACAUGAUAUUGAUAGCAUUUAUGCUAACAUUAGCUUCUUAGCUUAUGUUUACUAAAGACUAAAGUUAGUUAAUGUUUUCCAACAUGCUAGCUUUAGCUAACAUGGCUAAGUCAUGAAAUUAUGUACAAAAUAGAAAAAACUAAAUGACUAACAAUUAAAUUUUAAUUACAAUGAAAUAAAAAUCCCAACAAAUAAACAUUUUAAAUCAUAAAAUUUAAUGUAAAAACCUGAUGGUGGAAGUUUUCUGGGGCCUUUUAUUGGAUUUCAUAAGUUAUACAUUUUUUCCUUCCACUUAAUUUCCCAUGCAUUCUUAACCCAUCAAUGAUUUUAUCACAAAACUCGUUUUUUUAAUGCUUUUGUAUAUUUGAUUCUAUUUUCCCAGGAACUAACUGUAAGUUUUCAUUAAAUGAAUCCAGAAUAACCUGGAAUAUGUUUCGUUUUGCGUUGAUUUCAUCUCUGUUGGCUUCGUUUGUUUAUUUCUGUCUUGGUCUUUGUGGCGCCGCCCGUCCAGAACUGUAACAUUUAGUUUCUGCAGCAGCUGAACACAGGAAGGAUUUUUCCUCAUGUUUCAGGCUGAUGUGGGAGGAGAAACGGGGAAAAGUUCGCAGGUCGUCAUGAUCUCAGGUUUCACUCUGAAGACUCAACAAACAGACGAGGCUUUUUCUGAUUUUAACUGAUUUUUAUACCAAAAAUAAUAAAAACAUAUUUACUAACAUA